Myripristis murdjan (pinecone soldierfish) is the source of this 1373-nucleotide messenger RNA. RefSeq names its product tumor necrosis factor receptor superfamily member EDAR-like. The transcript is spliced from 11 exons. NCBI's taxonomy places the organism in Eukaryota, Metazoa, Chordata, Actinopteri, Holocentriformes, Holocentridae. The record is from RefSeq and is a predicted model, not a curated record. The coding region runs from base 34 to 1242 and encodes 402 amino acids. Gene Ontology annotation, molecular function: signaling receptor activity; protein binding. Gene Ontology annotation, biological process: positive regulation of JNK cascade; positive regulation of canonical NF-kappaB signal transduction.
UAUGAAUAUUUUGAAACUCAACAAAUAAGGACAAUGAAAAGUAUGCCCAUGGAGGCUUGUCUUUAUGCUGCUUUGCUCAUGGUCUGGUGUGUGCUGGUGCAAUGUGAGCCAAGCUGUGAUCAGACAGAGUUCUUACACCGUAAUGGCACCUGUGUUGAGUGCCCUGUGUGUGGACCAGGAGAACAGCUCGCAGAGGACUGUGGCUUCGGGGAUGGUGGCGAGGGCGUCUGUGUGAUGUGUGCAGCAGGGAAGUUCAGCCCAGAGACGAGUGUGGCUCCCUGCACUCGCUGUACUCAGUGCAAUCUGCUGAACCGCCUGGAGAGGACAGCAUGCUCAGCCACCAGUGAUGCCCAGUGUGGACGCUGCCUCCCAGGGUAUUAUGAGCUCAGGAGCAUCACAGGGGAAAUAGAGCUGUCUUGUGUGCCUUGUUACCACAUGGGUGCCGUCCGUCAAGAGUGUUUGCUUUUGGCUGCUCGAGCCUCUAAAGCAGAGAUUGCAGUCACUGAGCGCAGGGAAGGUUUCAGUGAACUCACAGAGACGAGGGCAAAGAAAGGAACCAUUUCAAUGGUUCUGAUUGGGUCAGCAACAGCUGCCUCAACUUUUGUGGUGGUUCUGCUGCUUUGGGCCUUCCUGCUGACUGCUGAGAGAUUCAAGCAGGUGCCUGACUACUGCUCCAGGACUGAGAGGAUAUUCUCUGGAGUGGACCCUCAGGACUUGCCUCUCUCCAGCACCACCGAGCAAACCAUUAAACCAAUAGAAGCCCCUACACAUGCUUUUGGUCCAUCUGAGGAUCCGCUCAGAGGCCUGAACUCACUGAGCCAUGAGAAUGAGGUGCACCCGACUUCGAUUGUCAUUAAUGUCACCACCAACAUCAAACCCUCUGGUCAGAAUGCAGAUGAGGAGCAAGGAGGCAACUGCUACUCCACAGAGGAGAUGGAGCAAAAACUACAGAAAAUAUGGGAGGUUGCUCAAGGUGAGGGUAUUGAGAUACUCAACUAUGAUACAGUUCAGGACUUGUCCCUGCUGUUUGGCUCUUCUGACAAAAGUGGCAUGUUGAGGAGACUAGGGCGGUCUUUGGGUGUCCCACCUCAGGUCCUCACUCACCUCCAAGACUUCCAGGACCUCUUCCAGUACCUGCGCACCUCUACCUACACACUCUUGCCCCAACUGGCCCAGGCUGCUGCACUCCUACCAAGCCCUGAGGCUGUUGCACUGAUACACCGAGCUUUGGUGACCAGAUGACCAAUUAAAACCUGGAGAUGGUGAUAGCAUGGCCCUACUACUCCACAGCAUUUGUGACCUACUUUGCAUGAGGUCAUUGUUACUAGGACAGUCUAAUGCUCCUAAAACUUACUGCUUUGGGCUGAGUGCUA